Molecule: messenger RNA, 2097 nt
Organism: Maniola jurtina (meadow brown)
Lineage: Eukaryota; Metazoa; Arthropoda; Insecta; Lepidoptera; Nymphalidae
Product: zinc finger protein 91-like
Exons: 15
Coding region: 74-2005 (643 amino acids)
Biological process (GO): regulation of transcription by RNA polymerase II
Cellular component (GO): nucleus
Molecular function (GO): DNA-binding transcription factor activity, RNA polymerase II-specific; RNA polymerase II transcription regulatory region sequence-specific DNA binding; zinc ion binding
Source: RefSeq, a predicted model, not a curated record
CCAUACUGCACUGUUUACGAAGUCGAAAAUUGUAAAGAAAUUUCAUGAUUUUAACAUCAAAUAAUCGUUUAAAAUGGACAAAAUCUCUGAAAACUAUGAAAGCGAGCUCAAACCUGACUUGGAGUGUGGAAAAGCGAUAUGCCGAUGUUGUCUUACCACCGACAAACGUCUGACGAGGAUCGAUCUCUUUCGAAGUCUUUUUAUCGAUUUAGCUGAUAUUGUGGUAACAGAGUCGGAUGGUCUGCCACAGUGGAUUUGCUGGGAGUGCAGCGCCUUGCUGCUCAAGAGUGUCAAGUUCAAGCACAAGGUGCUCCGAGCACACGCCAUGCUGUAUGACUAUCAUAGGAGAUGUGCACCUUUCCCAAUAGAUGGUGCGGAUCCUGAACUCACAAAAUACGCAAGCCCACACCUAAGUACCUGUACCACCCUCGUUUUUGACACUGGAAAAGAAAAAAAAAUUGGUUAUCAUCAAGUUUUAGAGCACGAAAAAUCUAUAGUCAAGUCCCAACUAGAUGACAUUUUAAUAGUAGAAGCGGAUGACACAAACUUUUAUGAUGACCAAAUAUCAGUUAAGGAUGAAGCAAUGUUGUCAGACUGUGACGACAAUGUUCCUUUGCAUGAAAUUAGAUCAAAUAAAAAUGAAUGUGAAGGGCAAUUAUUACCUAAAACGGAGAUAAAAGAAGAGAAGAAAGAAAGAAAGAAGAAAGUAAGGAAAAAGAUUAAAACCAAGAGAAAACAAGAGAAUUUAGACACAGCAUUUGAGGCUUUUGAACCAAAGAGAAGUUUGAGGAGACCACUAGAGAUAGAUGAAACUAAGAUUAGGAUUAUCAAAUUGGACCCAGCUGAACAGCUCCGACAAAAAGAGGAAGAAACCAAAGCAAAACUAAAAUUCCCGUACCAAUGCCAUCUGUGUUUCAAAGGCUUCAACUUUGAAGCCAAACUCAAGAACCACAUGUUCAAACACAGUCCGUCCCGCGGCCCAUACAAAUGCUCGCUAUGCUCUAUGCAUCUACCUACCGCAUAUUCCGCAUCGGUUCACUCGUUGACGCACACGCUUCGCUACGAGUGCGUUCAGUGCGGACGACGCAUGAUUGACAGACUGGCCAUCAUUAACCAUUACCGAUCUCAACACGAAGGUGUUACAUCGGUGUUUACUUGCCAUCUCUGUGGGAAAAUUUCAACCAACGACAAAACCCACCGCGGCCACAUGCGGAACCACCACACCGGAGCCGGUCGCGUCACGUGCAACGAAUGUGGGAAGAGCUUCGUCAAUAAGGACUCCCUCAUCGAGCAUCAGCUAAUACACCAAGGCGUCAAAAACUACGAAUGUCCGGAAUGUAAGAAGAUGUUUCGGACGAGGAAUCAAAUCCGACACCACAUGGUCAAGCAUAGCGAUUCCAAGGACUUCUAUUGCGUUGAGUGUGAUGUCAGAUUUAAAUCAGCUCACACAUUGCGACAACAUCUGAAGAGGACGACAAAGCACAAAGAGGGUAAAACCCCCAAGUUGGAGUGUCCAGUAUGUUCGAAGGGGUUCUCAUCCGCGAACGCACUGCAGGCGCACGUCCGCAUCCAACACGAAGGUGUCAGGGAGCACCGCUGUCCGCAGUGCGACUCCGCCCUGGCCACCAGGGCUUCGUUGAUGAAGCAUAUCAAAGCAGUGCAUCGAGGCAUUAGGGCUCCACCCGUUCAUGUCUGCCAUACGUGUGGGAAAAUGUUUAGGGCCAAGAGCACGCUAACGAACCACGUGCGCACGCACACGGGCGAGAAGCCGUUCCCGUGCGCGGAGUGCGGCCGCAGCUUCGCGCAGCGCACCGCCAUGCGCACGCACGUCAAGCUCGUGCACCUCAAGAUACACCGCAGCGCCAAGAUAAAACCGAAACUUCCUCCACCGCCGGAGCCUUUGCCCCAAAAAGCAGACAUCUUCAAAGAAGACCCCCCCAUCAUGUUCGAGUGGGGUCGACAGAACCUCCCGUGCGAGUAUUUCACAGUCACCGCGGGACCCUAAAACAAAACUAAAUUAUAAUGCAUACAGUUUGAGAAAGGACUCAUUAUGGACUAAAAUCGUACUUUUGUCAUCACAUUCAGACACAUGGAGCA